GUCAACAUAUCUCACGUCAUUCGGGACUGGUGCGGCGUCGAUAACGCGAGAUCGCGCGAGAUCAUGAUCCGGUACGCGCGCAUGGCGAGAACGAUAUCUCUGUCGCUGUUUUAUUCCGGUUUCUUCGCCUUCACGUUGUACAUGCUGCGACUUCUGCCCGUUCUGAACGCCAACGAGAGACCGUCCUACCUGCCCACGUCCUGCGUCUUCGAGUCCGUUUCCAAUCUGCAAUAUGCGCUCGUCACGUUGUACCAGGUGAUUCAGUUGUUCAUUGCUUACGCCGGAAAUUGUUGCACGGAGGGAAUGUUCGUCGGUGUCACGCUCCAUCUGUGCGGACAGCUCGAACUGUUGAUGAUCGGUUUUCGGCAAAUCGAUCGGCGCAGGCACGAGAAAACCAGCCUCGUCGAGGACCUCGUUGUCAGACAUCGAGAACUGUUAGGACUCGCGGAAACGAUCGAGGACACCUACAACAUAAUUAUUUUGACUCAAAUCUUCACUAGCGCCAUUCUGAUAUGCGUGACAGGCUUCGGACUCAUCGAGUCAUUGCACAUUCACGACACAGUCAUGACGGUGAAGAGCGUUGUGGUGAUGAUCGUCAUGCUGCUGCAAUCCUUCUUGUAUUCGUACGCGGGCGACAACCUGAGAGAUCAGAGCGAGGCGCUGUCCUUCGCCGUUUACGACAGCAACUGGUGCGACUUCCCGCCCAACGAGAUAAGAGAUCUGACAUUUAUCAUGAUAAAGACGAACGCGCCUAUUCGACUUACCGCCGGAAAGUUUUUCUAUGUCACGCGUGCUACUUUUACAGAUAUUCUGAAAACCGCGGUGUCUUACCUGUCCGCGUUGCGAGUUAUGAUCGAGAAACAACGAACGGAAACUUAGCACAGUCGCAAUAUGAUUAUAUUCUUCAAAGAAAGUACUUAUAGAAGUCACAAAAUCCUCUUUUGCGUACAAGGAAACUAAUUGUAUGAUGUAAAAUUGUUUCAAAUAAGAAUUAAUCAAUGAAUCGCAAAAA
Molecule: messenger RNA, 1012 nt
Organism: Pseudomyrmex gracilis
Lineage: Eukaryota; Metazoa; Arthropoda; Insecta; Hymenoptera; Formicidae
Product: odorant receptor 85c-like
Exons: 2
Coding region: 64-879 (271 amino acids)
Biological process (GO): detection of chemical stimulus involved in sensory perception of smell; sensory perception of smell
Cellular component (GO): plasma membrane
Molecular function (GO): odorant binding; olfactory receptor activity
Source: RefSeq, a predicted model, not a curated record